This is a messenger RNA of Cuscuta campestris, 1559 nucleotides long. Lineage: Eukaryota; Viridiplantae; Streptophyta; Magnoliopsida; Solanales; Convolvulaceae. The record is from the annotation of a GenBank genome assembly.
CUCAUCAAAUUCUCUCAAUGUGUAAGUCUAAAUAUAGUCAUGUGUGAUCUUGUUUGAUUUGUCUUAACAUAUAGAUUAUUAAUAUAUAAUUUCUAUAAUUUUUUAAUAUACAAAUUACAAGAUAAAAUGGAUUAAAGAAGUGUAUUGGAUGGUGUAUAAAAAUGAAAGUGGACAAAUACUCUGGAACGGAGUACUCCAAGGGUCUUUUUCUUCCAUUACAUAAUAUGGCUUGGGUUAUUGGUGAUUUUUUUAAAUAUGUGUUGUUGCUUUGGUUUAUGCUCUGUUUUGGCUACCAACUGUUGGAUGUCAGCUAUUUAUCGGAGCCAAACUAUAAAAAAUGGAGCCGCCUUUUCCUUCUUUUGGUUCGGCGUUUCAACCUUGAAGGCUUUCUCACCGGUGAGAAAACUUCAACCGGAAAAGAUGACGUCGAAUGGCUCCAACUAGACGCCCUUAUUCAGGGGUGGAUUCUCUCCACCGUCAACGACGAGGUAUCGGAUCUCAUCAUCUCUUCCACCACAUCCGCUGCAGAUCUUUGGAAAUCGAUUCAUAACCUGUUUCACGUUAACAAGGCGGCAAGAGCCAUGCAAUUGGAGCAACAAUUCUUCAACACCGUCAAAGGAACAUCUAUAAUUGCUACAUAUUGUCAGACGCUUCGAAAUAUUGCCGAUUGGCUUGAUGAUGUCGAUGCCCCGGUCUCCGAGAAUCAACUUGUCUUGCAAACCCUACGUGGCCUCCCGGAGGAUCUAAGCAAUCAAGCAUCGUUCUUACAGUUUCAAAAACCCCCGCCCACGUUCAUGGAGACCCGAUCAGCCCUCCUUCUUCUUGAGGGACAGCGGCGACCUGCCGCCGGCGAGGGGAGCACAGCGCUGGCAGCACACGGCGGAGGAGGCCCUCGCGGCCCGGGCUUCGGUGGUCAUGGCGGACAGCAUCUUGGACUCAGCAGCGGCAGUAAUGGACCACCCCAGGCGUAUGGCGGACGGGGACAAUCGCACGGUGGCCGCGGUGGACGACCGACUCGCGGUCGAGGUCAAGGACGAAACGGCGGAACUCCCUCUCGGCACUUCCCUGGGCAGGAUCCUCGAACGGGCAACGUGAUUCAUCGCUCCAAUGACAACGGCCCCCUCUACCCCCUGCGCCCGCACGUCCCAGUUGCUCAAGCACACGUUGCCUCUGUUGACACCCAGACGUGGCAUCGUCGUCUUGGCCAUCCUAGCCCAGCUGUUUUCCAUGCCAUUCCUCCUUUAUCUGUUUUACAUAAUAAACAUUUUUACGACAAAUUAUGUCAUGCUUGUCAGUUAGGGAAACAUGUGCGUCUCCCUUUUACUUCUUCUAGUCGUACUUCAACUUUUUCCAUUUCAACUUAUGCAUACUGAUUUAUGGCAGUCGCCCGUACCUAGCAUUACUGGUUUUAAACAUUAUAUGCUUCUUCUUGAUGAUUUUUCUCAUUACUUAUGGGUCUUUCCCUUACGUCACAAAUCUGAUGUUUUUUCUCAAUUAACCCAGUUUAUGGCUUAUGUGAAAAAUCAUUUUAAUGCAACUAUUAAAAAUGUACAAUGUGA